Molecule: messenger RNA, 2142 nt
Organism: Hydra vulgaris (swiftwater hydra)
Lineage: Eukaryota; Metazoa; Cnidaria; Hydrozoa; Anthoathecata; Hydridae
Product: angiogenic factor with G patch and FHA domains 1
Molecular function (GO): nucleic acid binding; protein binding
Source: RefSeq, a predicted model, not a curated record
UUAAAAAAAUGUUUCCACGUUUUUCAGUUUUAAUAUGUUGAGUUUUUGUUAUAAACGUGAAACGAAACACGUUACACGAUAAGAAAUGAUUGUUUAUCCAGCACUAAAAUGUCAACACUAAACGGCGAUUGUGAUGGUACAAAAAAAAGAGACUCGAAAGAUGAUAUUCUCUUAAAUGAAAACAAAGACAAAAUCAAAUUUACUUUAAAAAAACAGCGAGGGCAUAAAAGAGAGUAUUCAAGGAAGUCCUCUUCAGAAGGCGGCAAACAAAGCUCAUCAACCGAAUACGAUCCUGUUUUUUUUUCCAAGUCGCGUGAUUUAAUUGACCCAUCAAAUGCUGAUCCUUCAGAAGAAGAACCGUCGAUUUUAGAGUCUGUUGCUUCUGCGUUUAAAAAAUUGACGGCAGAUGACUUAUCAUUUACUUCUUCAUCGCGAACGUCGUCAGAUUUGCAAAGUGUCGUUUACGUUUUGCAGCAAGCAGUAAGCUUAUUAGCAAAGAGUCUUGAUCAGCAGAUUAAAAAAAAUGAAAAAAGUCAGACUGAAAUACUUGAACUAAAAUCUAAUGUUUCACAACUCACUCUUGAAGUUCACUAUGCACAGCAGUGGCAGCAGGCAAUGUAUAAUGAAUUUCAAAAAAUGGCGUAUUAUGGUGUUCAAUCAAAAUCAGAAAGUGAGCUCAAAAAGCGCAAAAAAAAUAAAAGAACUUGUUUAAGAGAAUCGCAAGCUGUGAUGUAUGCUGAUUCAGCAUUUUCAAAAAAACUUGCUGAAAGACGGAGGUUGAAAAUCGAACAAAAAGAACCUGUUGUUAAAGAUUCCAUCGACCCUAAAGAAGAUACGCAAAAAUCUACCGAUUUGUUUAAUUCUCUUACUCAAGAUUGCGAAUCACACCUAAAUGCUCCUGAAGAACCUGAAUCAAAUAAAAAUAAUUUAGAAGAGACGCUUCGAAACGCCGCUGAAUCAGUCCUGUCUAAUUCAGGAUAUGUAUAUGACGAUGUGUCUGGUCUCUAUUAUGACUGGAAUUCAAAAAUGUAUUACGAUUCAGCUACGAAACUUUAUUAUAAUCAUGAAAGUGGAACAUAUUAUUACUUUGACACUGAGAAAAAUAGUUUUAUUUAUCACUCGCAAGCAAUCGUAAAAGCAGAAAUUGUUGAAAAAAAGAUUGAAGAUGAAAGUGAAAAAGAAGCGGAAGAAGAAGAUGGAGAAAUAAUAUCCGACGAAGACUAUGAUUUUGAAAAUAAGGUUGAUUCUUGUAUUCGUAUAAUUGUUGUUCGAUCUAGUUGUCUUGAUGUAGGUUCAUUAUUUGUUAUAACUCGGCAAGGUGGCUGUAUAGGUAAUGACAAAGAUAAUAACGUAUGCAUAGAAGAAGAUAAUGUAAAUCCAUUCCACGCUAAGAUCAUAUACCAUGACGUGGAAAAACUAUUUUAUAUACAAGAUCUAUGCACUGAUAUAGGGAUAUUUUUAAAUAAUGAAAGAAUUGCGCAAUCAAAAUGUGCUUCCGAUCCCGUAGAAUUAACUCAUAAAGACUAUAUUAAAAUUGGAGAAACAACACUAUGCUUUCAUGUUCAUCCCGGUUAUGAUACUUGUUCAGAAUGUGAGCCAGGAAAUAUCCAAGCUUUAGUCGCACAAAGCAAAACGAACAAUUUUGUAAGUAAAGAGGAACUCGACUUGCAAAGGAAAAUGCAAAACAAACUGUUGCGCAAAAAGUAUGGUAUUACUCCCGGUUACCUUCCAAAAGAGUUGAUAAAUUCUACGGAUCGGGCUGAAAAACGUCGUAAAGAGCACGGCAUUGAGGCAUACGAAAAUACGAAUAUACCAAUAAAAUCAUCCUCUGUUCACGAGCAUAUUUCCGAAGAGAAUGUCGGCCAUAAAUUGUUGGCUAAAAUGGGUUGGAAAUCUGGCGACGGACUAGGUAAAAAUGGUAAAGGAAUUGUUCAACCAAUUCUUGUAAGUCUUCAAGAAAAAAAUAAAGGCAUUGGAGCUGGAGUAAAGACCAGUAUAGACAUGGUUGGCUCAGAUAAAAAAACUGAACGAUGGAAUAAAGCAAGAGAUCGUUUUAAAAAAAUUGAUGAAAAAUAAGAUUUUUAAAAUUCAUGGAAAAUAAGAUUUUUGUAAAUUUAGAUGUUAUUACAUUAAGUCAUACAG